AUGUCUGAGUCCACAUCCAUCAUGGAGUUCAGUGGCACGCAUCAGGCGUUCUGCGACCGCUGGGCCAAAACAGAUGACAACAUGUGCAGACAUAGCAUGUCCUUAAACCUGCACAACACGCUGAGACAGGAGUUCUUCGCCAGCUACCUUUACCUGCUGGAGCAGACCCCUCUGGUAAAACUGUAUCCAGUGACCUGCGAGUACAUCAAUGGGGAGAAGCAGUUCUACUACCGAGCCCAGAACUUCUACAAAGGCGUACCAGUGUCAGAGGAGGGCAUGAUGGGAGAUUUCGUGGAGAUCUCGGAGGUGGACCUGGAGGGCUCCAGACAGUUUCUGAAGAAGUUUGUGGGUCCAGGAAAGGCUGGUACCAAGCGGGCGCUGGACUGUGGCUGUGGAAUUGGACGGGUAUCUAAAGGUGUUCUGUUCCCCGUAUUUGAAACCAUGGAGAUGCUGGACAUGAUGGAGGACUUUAUUCUCCAUGCGCAUGAGUGUUACUUGGGUGACUACGCUGACCGUGUGGAGACCUACUAUGUCUACAACUUGCAGGACUUCAUCCCUUUACCCGACAGAUAUGAUGUCAUCUGGAUGCAGUGGGUAGCCUGUCAUCUGACAGAUAAAGACCUGAUGGAGUUCCUGAAGAGAGCAAAGGAGAGCCUGACACCCAACGGGGUCAUCAUCAUGAAGGACAAUAUGGCACGGCAGGGCUGCAGGCUGGACCCCGUCGACAGCAGCAUCAUCCGCCACUUGGACAUCAUGAAGAGCAUUAUCCAGAAAGCUGGUCUGACCAUACUGGACGUGGAGAAGCAGGAGGGCUUUCCUGAGAUCAUCGUGCCUGUUUGGAUGAUUGCCAUGCGCUAA
Messenger RNA from Colossoma macropomum (tambaqui), 858 nucleotides. It is a transcript of the gene ntmt2, whose product is annotated as methyltransferase like 11B. Gene Ontology annotation, biological process: N-terminal protein amino acid methylation. Lineage: Eukaryota; Metazoa; Chordata; Actinopteri; Characiformes; Serrasalmidae. Gene Ontology annotation, molecular function: N-terminal protein N-methyltransferase activity. The transcript has 4 exons. The record is from RefSeq and is a predicted model, not a curated record. Gene Ontology annotation, cellular component: cytoplasm. Bases 1 to 858 code for a protein of 285 amino acids.